GUUCCAAACACCGGAAGUGUUGCGUCGGAAGUACCACGUUCAAACUUAGCGUGCAUUCCGGACAACAGCAGCAACAGGAGGAGCUGUCUAUGGCUGUCGGAGGGUCCAGCUGACAUGUCAGUGCCCUGGUUUUUAACAGCGUGACCCGGGAGACCCAUGGCUCUACGUUUCCAAAACCUGUUCUCAUCAGAAAAUGAUGACUUUGAUGAUGAGGUAAGAAGAAACAAUACUCGGGUAGAGUCCAGUGGUAUCACUGUGUAUGAAUGGACGUGGGGACUUUCUGUCGGCAUUGGACAAUACAGAGGAGAAUGUCUUAUACACUGUGCCUUCAGGACUUCGAUCUCUCAGGCCCAUCUCCCAUGCGCCUGCCAAGUGCACAGAUGAACCAAAAAGCCAGGUUCCUCCUCCUCCACCCUGGCAUCAAAAAGAGGUGGAGAAGCAUGACCAAACACAGAGGACAUUUGAUCUUGCCCAGGACAUGGAUGAUGAAGAGCUGUUAUCUGUAUGCAGCAUGCUAGAGGUCCCACAAGAAGCUGGGCAGUCUAUGAGUGUUGGCUCUGCUGGAAACAGCUCGUCCUCACUCAGACUGUGCCCAACUGGAAAAGCAAGUGUUGGGUUCCAGGCACAUGAUCCCAGAUCCAGUUAUAAGGGUGCUGCAGUGUGCCAGCCAGGCACUUAUCAGAUGAACAGUGUUGGUGCCAACUCUCCAUCUCCCCUGCAGAUACCUUCAAAAGGAACCGAGCACUUUCAGAGUCCAGGCCCCACUGCUAAGAGACCUUGUAGAAGAGACAUGAUAGACCCGCAGUCUGUGACUCCUCACAGGGUAGAGACUCAAAGCCACUGCACCCCUUCUGUUCAGCUGCGGCCGGUGGUGCAGGGUUUGUCUAGCACUUCACAACCAUGGAGAGGUGGCACUUUGCACCGAAAUAGCCCAGUUUCCAGUGCCCAGAAUGUCCACACAACUCCUAAAGCUCCUCUCAUAUCCCCACGUCCACUCAUUCCCAAUUCCUUGCAGACCCCUGUGGUAACAAACCAUUUAGUGCAGCUGGUGACUGCAGCCAAUCAGACGCCAAGGAGACUUUCGUGGGAGACGCCACCACCAAAAGAGAGAAGGUUCCCCGGGCCAGCUGGCUUAUUGCCGCAGCAGGGUAGUACCAGGGGGCUGGAUGAAAUCCUUGUAUCUACUCCUCACACUCCAGCUCACGGGGCAAGAGCCAAGCUUGGCACUAAGCAGACAAGCAUGGCUUCUCCACAACCAAUUGAAGAGGAGUUUGGCAGAGGUCCGUGGGCAGCCUUGAAAGCUGAGUUGGCAUUGGAUGAGAAUGAUCCCUCCUGCUUCCUAAGGACAUACAGUGUAGUGAUGGUGCUGCGUAAGGCAGCUCUGAAGCAGCUCCCAAAAAACAAGGUCCCACGAAUGGCUGUGGCUCUCAAAUCUCUUACUCCAGCCAAUGGCGAUGCUAGCGCAGUAUUCAGAGACCACACAGGGGAUAUACAGGGCACUGUCCACCACCUAUUACUGGAGGAGAAAGAAAGUGACCUGAAGGUUGGCAGCGUCCUUUUAUUACAGCAGGUCGGGGUCUUCUCCCCAUCGCAUCGUAACCAUUAUCUCAACGUGACCCCUAACAAUCUGGUGAGAAUCUACCCCCCGGAGGCGGAAGGCCCUCAUACAAGGCUGGAAACUCCACCGGUGGCCAGUGAGCAGACUGAUUUGAACAGUAAUCGAGUUCGGAGCCCAGCUCGUCCAUCGGCCGCUAUAAGAACAGCUGGAGCCGCACAGCCAUCAUCGCUUGGAGAGUGGGAUAUGGAUGACCUGGAUUCUCUCCUCUGUGACCUGUCCGAGGAUACUGGGGACUGAACCCACUCUUACAUGAUCUGCCCUUUAGUGUGAUCGGUCUAUAAGUAGGACGGAGGACUCCAUAAAUUAAUUUUGCUUUCCUGA
Xenopus laevis (African clawed frog) is the source of this 1939-nucleotide messenger RNA. RefSeq names its product homologous recombination factor with OB-fold L homeolog (gene hrob.L). The coding region runs from base 260 to 1855 and encodes 531 amino acids. The transcript has 10 exons. The record is from RefSeq and is a predicted model, not a curated record. Lineage: Eukaryota; Metazoa; Chordata; Amphibia; Anura; Pipidae.